UAGUCGACGUGAUGCCGUGUUCCUGUGCGGAGUGGAGGAGGUGGAUCCGCCCGCUGGUCCUGGUCCUCUACGCCCUCCUGCUGGUGGCCGUGCUGCCGCUCUGCGUCUGGGAGCUGCAGAAGGACAAAGUGGGGACUCACAGUAAAGCCUGGUUCAUCGCCGGCAUCUUCGUCUUCCUGACGAUCCCCAUUUCACUGUGGGGGAUCCUGCAGCACAUGGUGCACUACACCCAGCCGGAGCUGCAGAAGCCAAUCAUCAGAAUACUGUGGAUGGUUCCAGUCUACAGUUUGGACAGUUGGCUGGCCCUGCGCUAUCCCGGCCUGGCCAUCUACGUGGACACGUGCAGGGAGUGCUACGAGGCCUACGUCAUCUACAAUUUCUUGAUGUUCCUGCUCAACUUCCUCGGCAACCGGUACCCGAGCCUGGUGCUGAUGCUGGAGGUGCAGCAGCAGCAGCCGCACCUGCCCCCCCUCUGCUGCUGCCCCCCCUGGCCCAUGGGAGAGGUGCUGCUGUUCAGGUGCAAACUGGGAGUCCUCCAAUACACGGUGGUCAGACCCGUAACCACGGUGAUAGCGCUGAUCUGUCAGCUCUGCGGCGUUUAUGACGAAGCCAACUUCAGCUUCAGAAACGCCUGGUCCUACCUGGUCAUCAUCAACAACAUAUCUCAGCUGUUCGCCAUGUACUGUCUGGUGUUGCUGUACCGGGCGCUCAGGGAGGAGCUGACUCCCAUCAGGCCUGUGGGCAAGUUCCUCUGCGUCAAACUGGUCGUCUUCGUCUCCUUCUGGCAGGCUGUUUUCAUCGCGUUCCUGGUGAAGGUGGGCGUGAUCUCCGACAAACACACCUGGGACUGGGAAAGCGUGGAGGCCGUGGCCACCGGACUGCAGGACUUCAUCAUCUGCAUAGAGAUGUUCCUGGCUGCCAUCGCUCACCACUACACCUUCACCUACAAGCCCUAUGUACAGGAAGCGGAGGAGGGCUCGUGUUUCGACAGUUUUCUGGCCAUGUGGGAUUUUUCCGAUAUCAGAGCUGAUGUCACAGAGCAGGUCCGCCAUGCCGGUCGAACGUUCCUCGGUCGUCCCAACAAGAUGUAUUUCGGUGCGGCGGCUCGACCUGAACACACCGAACACACGGGCCUCCUCACGUCGACGUCCCAGGACCCCGUCGCAGCGUCGAUGCCCUCCUCGCCUUCCUCGAGCGGGCGGUACCAAGGCCUCGGCCACACCCCCGCCCCUCACUCCAUCUCCGCCCCCGCGGGGUUCACCUCCUCGUCCUGGGAGGACGAAGGCGACCACACACCUCCACAGGCGGGCGGCGUCCAGUAACAGGCCGACGCCUCACUGCGGUGUGCUCGGGGAUUCUGCCAAAAUGAAAAACGAACUCUAGUUUGCUCCUUGAUGAAAAAUACGCUAAUUUAUGAAGUGUAAACGAAGGAGUCUGCGCCAUGUUUGUUGAGAAACUUUUCAAUAUUUUAAAAUGAUGACGCAGUUUUAAAUGUUUGAAGUGUGUAUUUUGAUGUCAAAGGAUGUCAUUUUGAUAAAUGUAACUGUUGUCUUGGUUUCUAACUCUUACGGUGCUUCAGUGUCUUUGAUCUGUUUGUUCUAAUAAUGAAUUAAUCAACACGUCAUAUCAGAAACUGUCCCUAAGAAUGAUCCCACUACUACUAAGUCUUCAUUAAGAUGUCCUCCAAAAAAAAAUGUACAAAUAACACAUUUCAAUAAAUCCCUCAAAGGUCAAAAGG
This is a messenger RNA of Scophthalmus maximus (turbot), 1738 nucleotides long. Its product is annotated as transmembrane protein 184C-like. Gene Ontology annotation, biological process: transport. Bases 12 to 1322 code for a protein of 436 amino acids. The record is from RefSeq and is a predicted model, not a curated record. The transcript has 11 exons. Gene Ontology annotation, molecular function: transporter activity. NCBI's taxonomy places the organism in Eukaryota, Metazoa, Chordata, Actinopteri, Pleuronectiformes, Scophthalmidae.